AUGGUGAAGGACGGAGUGAGCACAUUUGUCUGUAUUGGGCGCCUGGUCACCAGGGCUGCUUUUAACUCUGGCAAAGUGGAUAUUGUCACCAUCGAUGACCCCUUCACUGACCUCAACCACAUGGUGUACAUGUUUCAUGAUUCUACCCACAGCAAAUUCCAUGGCAUGGUCAAGGCUGAGAAUGGGAAACUUGUCAUCAACGGGAAGUCCAUCUCCAUCUUCCAGGAGCAAGAUCCUGCCAACAUCAAAUGGGGUGAUGCUGUGGAGUCCACUGGGUUCUUCACCACCAUGGAGAAGGCUGGGGCUCACUUGAAGGGCAGGGCCAAGAGGGUCAUCAUCUCUGCUCCUUCUGCUGAUGUGCCCAUGUUUGUGAUGGGCGUGCACCAUGAGAAGUAUGACAAUUCCCUCAAGAUUGUCAGUAAUGCCUCCUGCACCACCAACUGCUUGGCUCCUCUGGCCAAAGUCAUCCAUGACCACUUCAGCCUUGUGGAGGGCCUCAUGACCACCGUCCAUGCCAUCACUGCCACCCAAAGACUGGAUGGUUCCUCUGGGAAGCUGUGGCGUGAAGGCCGAGGGGCUUCCCAGAACAUCAUCCCUGCUUCCACUGGCGCCACCAAGGCUGUGGGCAAGGUCAUCCCUGAGCUGAACAGGAAGCUCACUGGCAUAGCCUUCCGUGUCCCCACCCCCAAUGUGUCAGUUGUGGAUUUGACCUGCCGCCUGGAGAAAGCUGCCAAAUAUGACGACAUCACAUUCUUUUCUUCCAAUGUUAAAAACAGUGAAGAGAAAACCUGUAAUUGUCAGAUGCAGUCAUAA
Messenger RNA from Canis lupus familiaris (dog), 813 nucleotides. Its product is annotated as glyceraldehyde-3-phosphate dehydrogenase-like. The coding region runs from base 1 to 813 and encodes 270 amino acids. Gene Ontology annotation, molecular function: oxidoreductase activity, acting on the aldehyde or oxo group of donors, NAD or NADP as acceptor; NAD binding. The record is from RefSeq and is a predicted model, not a curated record. NCBI's taxonomy places the organism in Eukaryota, Metazoa, Chordata, Mammalia, Carnivora, Canidae. The transcript has 2 exons.